ACUUAUAGAGCCCUCUAUGAGUGAUAUGUAUAGAGAUUGUGAACGCAUAGACCAUAUCAUUCAAAGAUGGCUUCAGGAGAUCUGCAGGCCGUUGAUGACAACGACCAAAACAAUGACAUCCAACUCAAGAAACAACACUUAGAGAAUGGAUUUCAUGAAGAACCCGACUUCAGUGAUCCAGAAGACUUUGUCGACGAUAUUACCGAUGAAGAUCUUUUAUCCCAUUUAUUGCGGCAGAAACCGACAGAACAGUCGGGUCUCCAAAAUGUAGUGAUUGUUGACCGCAUACCACAAGUUGGUCCCGAAAGGGCCGAAAAAUUGAAGACUGUAUUGUUUAAACUUUUCUCGAAAUGUGGUAAAAUAAUGAACGAAUUUUAUCCAUUAGAUGAAACUAAUCAAACCAAAGGAUAUGUCUUCUUUGAAUAUGAAAAUCCUGAACAAGCGUUAGAUGCGGUCAAAACAUAUGACGGACACAAACUCGACAAACAGCAUGUAUUUGCAGUGAAUCAGUUCACAGAUAUUGACAAAUAUGUUAAUAUUCCCGAUGAGAUAGAAGAUCCCCAAAUACAGGAGUACAGCACCCGAGGGAACCUUUACUAUUGGCUUUUUGAACCCGAAUGUUAUGACCAAUAUUCUGUUCUUUACGAAGCCGGCGAAAUGACUGCCGUUUUUCUCAAUUCAACACCAGAACCAUCACUUCUUAAAGAAAGGAAAUUAUGGACCGAACAGAAUAUUCAAUGGUCACCUUUGGGAACAUAUAUGGCAACAUUUCACAAAAGAGGAAUAGCUUUGUGGGGCGGCGAAGAUUUUACACAAUUGGCCCGAUUUGCUCACGACAGUGUCAACCUAAUUGACUUCAGUCCGUGUGAGAAAUACAUUACUACAUUAAGCCAACAACUUGUUAUGGCUAAUGACGCCAACGCUAUCAUUAUUUGGGAUAUAAGGACACAAACUAAGAAAAGAGCGUUUAGUGCCGAUCCUUCGCAACAUCUCAUUUGGCCGAUAUUUAAAUGGUCUUUUGAUGACAAAUACUUUGCCCGCAUUUACGCCGAUUCACUUAGUAUUUAUGAAACGCCGUCAUUUGGUUUAUUAGAUAAAAAGUCAACAAAGAUUGCCGGCAUUCGUAACUUCACGUGGUCUCCAUCACAGAACAUUCUGGCCUAUUGGGUGGCCGAAGACCAGAACGUACCGGCUCGGGUCACUCUUAUUGAGAUACCAUCGCGUAAUGAAAUCAGAGCCAAGAAUUUGUUCAAUGUUGCCGAUUGUAAGAUGCAUUGGCAGAAAUGCGGUGACUAUUUGUGUGUCAAAGUAGACAGAUAUACAAAGGCCAAGAAGGAGAAGAAUGAAUUCAAAUAUAGUGGAAUGUACUUCAACUUUGAAGUGUUUCAUAUGAGAGAAAAACAAAUACCAGUCGAUAGUCUAGAAAUUAAAGAGCAAAUCGUAGCAUUCAGUUGGGAACCGGUAGGAAAUAAAUUUGCCAUAAUUCAUGGAGAAGGUCCAUCAACAUAUAGUGUCAGCUUUUAUGGCAUUAAAUCCGGAGUAACUGUUAGCCUAUUAAAGAAAUUUGAUUCAAAACAAUGCAAUCAUUUAUUUUGGUCGCCUUCCGGACAGUUUAUAGUAUUAGCUUCUCUUAGAUCAACUGCCCAUACAUUAGAAUUCAUAGACACAUCUGAUUUUACGAUUACCAAUACAACGGAUCACUUCCAGGUGACAGAUGUUGAAUGGGAUCCAACCGGCAGAUAUGUCACUACAGGAGUUAGCAAUUGGGCGCAUAAGGUGGACAAUUCCUACUGGUUGUGGUCAUUUCAAGGGCGACUCAUACGGAAGCACAAUCUCGACCGCUUCUGUCAAUUACUUUGGAGACCACGACCACCGACACUGUUGUCUGACGAGAAAAUCAAGGAAAUUAAGAAAAAUCUGAAGCAAUACAGCGCACAGUUUGACAUUAAAGACAGAAUGGCACUCUCGAAGGUCUCCAAAGAUAUGUUGGAAAAGAGACAAAAAUUGAUGAAAGAGUUCGAAGAGAAUCGCCAGAAGAAUGAGAGAAUGUUUAAUACAACCAAAAAGAGAAGAAACGAAUUGAGAUCCGAAGACAAUAUUGAAGACAAAGAGGAUGACGAAACUGAAGAAACAGUAGAGUUCUUGAUUAAGGAAGAGAUCACUACUAUCGAUGAAAACGACGACUAGAAGACAAAAGUCUGAAGUUAUUUCGCAAAUUAUAAACAAUUGAUAGUGUAUUUGAUUAUUAUAUUGAAUACAUUAAAUGAAAACGAUUUUUGUAUUUAACAUUAAUAACUA
This is a messenger RNA of Oppia nitens, 2298 nucleotides long. It is a transcript of the gene eIF3b, whose product is annotated as eukaryotic translation initiation factor 3 subunit B-like. The coding region runs from base 67 to 2187 and encodes 706 amino acids. NCBI's taxonomy places the organism in Eukaryota, Metazoa, Arthropoda, Arachnida, Sarcoptiformes, Oppiidae. The transcript is spliced from 5 exons. Gene Ontology annotation, cellular component: eukaryotic translation initiation factor 3 complex. Gene Ontology annotation, biological process: translational initiation. Gene Ontology annotation, molecular function: translation initiation factor binding; translation initiation factor activity; RNA binding. The record is from RefSeq and is a predicted model, not a curated record.